Molecule: messenger RNA, 2198 nt
Organism: Gordionus sp. m RMFG-2023
Lineage: Eukaryota; Metazoa; Nematomorpha; Gordioida; Chordodea; Parachordodidae
Product: N-acetylgalactosamine kinase-like
Exons: 10
Coding region: 85-1605 (506 amino acids)
Biological process (GO): carbohydrate phosphorylation; galactose metabolic process
Cellular component (GO): cytosol; cytoplasm
Molecular function (GO): ATP binding; galactokinase activity
Source: RefSeq, a predicted model, not a curated record
UACUAUAAACUAUUUUUGUCAAUCAUUCAUAGAACCAUAUGCUCCAAAAUUUUAUUCAAAUUGGCGUCGUAUACAUUUGAUAAAAUGCUAUUAAAAGAUUAUGUACACACAAUACCCUCACAAAAGAGGGACAGAAUUACCAAUUUGAAAGCUGAAUUUUUUAAAUUACACUCAUAUUAUCCAGAAUUUUAUGUAAGAACUCCAGGAAGAGUUAAUUUGAUUGGGGAGCACAUCGAUUAUAGUGGAUAUGGUGUAUUACCAAUGGCAAUUGACAAAGAUAUAAUUGUUGCUGUGGCUAAAAGAAUAGAUAAUGUAUUAAAUUUAGGCAAUAUAGAUUCACAAACAUAUGCAUCUAUAGUUAUAAAACUAGAUCCAGGAUGUUUUACAGUUUUAGAUAAUACUAAUUCCAUGCAACUAAAAACAAGAAAUAUUAUUGAUCAAAUAAAAAUUGAUUCAGAUUCUCCUAAAUGGCAUGAUUAUUUUUUAGCAGGCUUCAAGGGGGCUCUUGAUAAAGUUUUAAAAAUUAAAGAUGGCUUAUCACCUAUAGGGCUGAGUAUAUUAAUAUCCUCUAAUCUACCCGCCUGUUCCGGCCUUUCCAGUUCAAGUGCCCUUGUUUGCGCCGCGACUCUUUCCACUCUAUUUGCUCACGGAUUUUGCCUUGAUAGACUGGAAAUGGCGGAAUUGUGUGCUUUGAACGAAAGAUACAUAGGAACGGUCGGCGGGGGCAUGGACCAAGCCAUAUGCUUUUUAUCCAAAGAAAAUCAAGCCACAUUGAUAGAAUUUGACCCUGUUCGGACUCGACCAGUCAAGCUACCUCUCAAUUAUUCCUUCGUGAUUUCGAAUAGUUUAGUGCACAUGGACAAAGGCAAUACGCCGCAUUACAAUAUACGAGUGAGUGAAUGCAGAAUAGGAGCUCAGAUCGUUUACCACCAGUUGAAAGACGGUGACGCCGAUUGGCGAAGCAUAAAAAAUAUACAUCACUUCCAGGAGUUAUUGGGAAUCACCGACUUGAAGGAAUUGGCUCGCAUUUUCUCCGAACACUUGAGUCCGAAACCUUAUAACGAGAAGGAGAUUUGCCAACUGUUGGGCCUUCAAAACCGGCAUGAUUUCAUGCAAUAUUGCUUGAAAGGGAAAUUUUUGCCAGACACGGGACUUUUUAAAGUGCUAGACCGAUGCCUCCACGUUUGCAACGAGGCCCAGAGAGUGUUAGAUUUUGAAGCACUUUGCUCGGAUUCACUCGAGACCGAAUCAAGGAAUGUAGAAAUGUUGGGAGAAAAGGAGAAGGCUUCGAAACUGGGGGAGCUCAUGAAUGCCAGUCACGAGAGUUGCAAAGAGCUGUUCGAAUGCAGUCACCCUUUGCUAGAUCGAUUAGUCGAUGUUUGUAGAGAGAAAGGAGCUUUGGGGAGCAGGCUGACUGGGGCUGGUUGGGGAGGCUGCUGCGUUAGUCUUAUCGAAAAGAAAAACGUCGAAAAUUUUAUUAAAGAUGUCGCUGAAUCUUUUUACUAUAAGUUGGAAGGACAAAAUUCCGAAACGAAGAUGGAUUUAGAAAACGUUAUUUUCGGAACAGAGCCCAGUUACGGCGCUUGCAUAUACUUGAAUUUAUAAUUUAAAAGAAUUAUAAUGAUUUUUUGAAUAUGUUUUGUAUAUUUUGUUAAAAAGUAUUUUCUACCAAAAAAUAUUAUAUAAAUGUGAUUUUAUAAUAUGUAUAGUGAAAUCUUGUCAGAAGCAUACAUCAAUUUUUUUAUUAUAAAUUUUUUUUUGAAAUCAUUUUUUGCUAUCUAUACAUAAGUUGUUUAAUCAAUGUUAAUUUUUAAUUUAAAAAAAUUAUUUCAAAGGGCCAAAAACUUACACGUUUUUAUAGUUGCAGCUUAAUAGAAUUUAGACUGGAUUUCACUGUAUGUAGUAUUUUAGACCAAAUUUGUUAAAAUAUAUGCUAAGAUUUAUAUAUAAAAUUAUAUUAUUUACUGGGUUUCACGCAAUACAUCUACAUUUAAAUUCUCCACACCCCCAAUUAAACAUAUAUUAUGCUUUAAAAAAUAUUCCAAAUAUUGAUUCCUACCCACUAGUAUAAUGUGACCAAAAUAUUUUAAUAUUUUUAUUAUUUAUAUUUAAAUUUAUAAUAUAUUUUGUUAGGAGUAAUAAAACUUAUUUGUAAUAAGUGUAAGAAAUCUACCAAUAAAUAGCCAUUUUAAAUUGUA